Messenger RNA from Homarus americanus (American lobster), 5555 nucleotides. It is a transcript of the gene ATPCL, whose product is annotated as ATP-citrate synthase-like. Bases 172 to 3519 code for a protein of 1115 amino acids. NCBI's taxonomy places the organism in Eukaryota, Metazoa, Arthropoda, Malacostraca, Decapoda, Nephropidae. The record is from RefSeq and is a predicted model, not a curated record. The transcript has 24 exons. Gene Ontology annotation, biological process: tricarboxylic acid cycle; citrate metabolic process; acetyl-CoA biosynthetic process. Gene Ontology annotation, molecular function: ATP citrate synthase activity. Gene Ontology annotation, cellular component: cytosol.
CAAUAGCAGAGCAGAGUGAGUGAGACCACAGUGGCGCGGGGUGGUGUGUUGUAGUUGGUCUAAAGCUUCCAUCUGACAGUCCGGUUUACUCUUCCCUAAACACCUUCUUGUUAUCUUUGGAUAAUACAUCACAAAGCUUACGGUAAACUUGUUUGUACAGGCUGAGAAAGAAUGUCAGCCAAGGCCAUCAGAGAGGUGACGGGGAAGGCGAUCCUCAACAACAACCUGCCCUCCCAGGUGUGUGCUGCCUGCCGCUUCGUCCCUGUCACCGACGACACCAACUGGGACGACCUCGUGAGGGACCACCCAUGGCUCAGGACAGAGAAGCUGGUGGUUAAGCCCGACCAGCUGAUCAAACGGCGAGGGAAACUUGGCCUCAUCAAAGUCGGGGCUGACCUGGCCGGCGUGAAGACCUGGGUGAACCAGCGAAUGAACAAAGAUCAACAGGUUGGUAAAGCAGUCGGGAAGCUCCGUAGUUUUAUCAUCGAACCAUUCCUGCCCCACGACCAAGGUGACGAGGCCUAUGUGUGUAUCUACUCUCACCGCCAUGGGGACACCAUCCUCUUCACACACGAGGGAGGAGUGGACAUUGGUGAUGUGGACUCAAAGGCUCUUAAGAUUGAACUGGGUAUUGAAGAGAAACCAACAGAAGCUCAAAUUAAAGAACAACUUCUUACUCAUGUUAAUGGCCCACGCAAAGAUAAAGCCGCAGCAUUCAUCAAGGCACUGUAUGACCUCUACGCUGACCUCUACUUCACCUACCUUGAGAUCAACCCACUUGUGAUUACCUCAAAAGAUGUCUACAUUCUGGAUCUAGCGGCCAAGUUGGAUGCCACAGCGGAGUUUAUGUGCAAGGCCAAGUGGGGUGAUGUUGACUACCCGCCUCCAUUCGGUCGUGACGCUUUACCCGAGGAAGCUUUUAUUGCUGACCUGGACGCUAAAAGUGGAGCAUCGUUAAAGUUAACUAUCCUGAAUGAAGGAGGCCGCAUAUGGACAAUGGUAGCUGGCGGAGGAGCAUCGGUCAUUUAUUCAGACACCAUCUGUGAGUUGGGAGGAGCUACAGAACUGGCUAACUAUGGUGAAUAUUCAGGAGCGCCAUCUGAGCAACAGACCUAUGAAUAUGCCAAGACCAUCCUGACUCUCAUGACCAAAGAAAAUCAUCCAGAUGGAAAGAUCCUAAUCAUUGGAGGAGGUAUUGCCAACUUCACCAACGUAGCAGCAACGUUUAAGGGCAUCGUACGAGCCUUGCAGCAGUUCCAGGUUAAGUUGGUUGAGGGGAAAGUUAGCAUCUUUGUCCGCCGUGCUGGACCAAACUACCAGGAAGGUCUACGUGUGAUGCGUGAAGUGGGUAAGACACUGGGUAUUCCAGUCCAUGUUUUUGGAAAUGAGACACACAUGACAGCCAUUGUGUCCAUGGCCUUGGGAAAAAGACCAAUCCCUAAGGAACCAACUGUGGAGAGUCACACUGCAAACUUCCUGUUGCCAGGAGGACAGAACACAGCAGCCUGUGCCACUACCAGUAGAGAAAUUACAAACCAAAACAGUUUGAAGGGUCCUCCUGCAGAAAUCUCGUAUCUGAAGGAAAUGUUUCCGACAAACAGAAAACGGCAAUCCCCUCGACCAGAGCGUAAGAUGGACCAUGACACUGAGGUUCCACCAGUGUCCAGCAAAAGAGACUCGACACAACUCUUCCACAAGGAAACAAAAGCCAUCAUCUGGGGCAUGCAGACACGAGCUGUACAGGGCAUGUUGGACUUUGACUUUGUGUGUUCGCGACCUGAGCCAUCGGUGGCAGCGAUGGUGUACCCCUUCACUGGUGACCAUAAGCAGAAGUUCUACUGGGGACACAAAGAAAUUCUUGUUCCAGUAUACAAGAGCAUGGCAGAUGCAAUGAAGAAACAUUCAGAUGCAGAUGUGCUCAUCAAUUUUGCAUCUCUACGUUCUGCAUAUGAUUCAACCAUAGAAACGCUGGGCUUCCCACAGAUCCGCACUAUUGCCAUCAUUGCUGAAGGAAUUCCAGAGAACCUGACUCGAAUCCUGAUUAAGAGAGCCAACGAAAAGGGAGUUUCCAUCAUUGGCCCGGCCACUGUAGGGGGGGUAAAGCCUGGCUGUUUCAAGAUUGGUAAUACUGGAGGCAUGAUGGAUAAUAUUCUGCACUCUAAACUUUAUCGGCCUGGAAGUGUUGCGUAUGUGUCACGGUCAGGUGGAAUGUCUAAUGAACUCAACAACAUCAUCUCUCACAACACUGAUGGUGUGUAUGAAGGUGUGGCUAUUGGUGGAGAUCGUUAUCCUGGGACCACCUUCAUGGAUCAUCUUCUCCGCUAUCAUGAUAACCCAGAGGUGAAGAUGCUGGUUCUCCUUGGUGAGGUGGGCGGUAUUGAGGAGUAUGAGGUGUAUGAGGCACUGAAGGAGAAACGCAUUGUCAAGCCCAUUGUUGCUUGGUGCAUCGGAACUUGUGCUGGUAUGUUUACUUCUGAAGUGCAGUUUGGUCAUGCUGGUGCUUGUGCCAAUGCUGAGCGGGAGACAGCUAUAGCCAAGAACAAGGCUCUUGCUGACUGUGGUGCCCAUGUCCCAGCUAGCUUUGAUGAACUGGGUGAGGAAAUCAGCAGAGUGUUCCAGAAGCUCCUGCAGGAGGGCAUCAUUGUUCCCAAGGAAGAAGUUCCUCCACCAACUGUGCCAAUGGACUUUAACUGGGCCAGGGAAUUGGGUCUUAUCCGUAAGCCGGCUUCCUUCAUGACCUCCAUCAGUGAUGAGCGAGGCCAGGAGCUGCUGUAUGCUGGCAUGCCUAUAUCUGCUGUCCUGGAGCAAGGUCUUGGAAUUGGUGGGACCCUGUCACUGCUCUGGUUCCAGCGUCGUCUCCCAACCUACGCAACCACUUUCCUAGAGAUGUGUUUGAUGGUGACUGCUGACCACGGACCUGCUGUUUCUGGUGCUCAUAAUACCAUUGUUUGCACUCGAGCUGGAAAAGAUUUGGUGUCCUCUUUGGUGUCAGGAUUGUUGACUAUUGGUGAUCGGUUUGGUGGUGCUCUGGACGGUGCCGCUCGUCAGUUCAGCGAAGCCUUUGACAAAGGUUUACUACCAAUGGAAUUUGUCAAUGAAAUGCGCAAGAAGGGGCAACUCAUCAUGGGUAUUGGUCACAGAGUCAAGUCACUGAACAAUCCAGAUAAAAGGGUUGAAAUCAUCAAGAAUUUUGUGAAGAAAGAUUUCCCCACCACUCCUCUUUUAGACUAUGCAUUGGAAGUUGAGAAGAUCACCACCAGCAAGAAACCAAAUCUCAUCCUUAAUGUUGAUGGCGUCAUAGGAGUAGCAUUUGUGGAUCUCCUACGGAACUCAGGAUCUUUCACGCCAGAAGAAGCCGAGGAGUACAUCAACAUUGGUGCCAUUAACGGUCUGUUUGUUCUCGGCCGAUCAAUGGGAUUCAUUGGUCAUUAUCUGGACCAGAAACGACUGAAGCAAGGUCUAUACCGCCAUCCAUGGGAUGAUAUUUCCUAUGUCAUGCCAGAACAUUACACUACUUAAAUCAUGAUAUUCCAAAUUGCCUUCUUGGAUUUUGUGGACACAGAUUUGCUUUCUUUGGUAUGAAGUGGUGCAAAUUGUAUAACAAAAUAUGCAUAUUACAUAAUUCAGAAGGACAACUUAAUGAUGAACCAGACCACAGUAUUGUAUAGUCUCGGUAAGUGUUUAAGCUUUUUGUUUAUCGAUCAUGAUACUGCACCUCAGACCUGGAGGCUGAAUGUUCCCAAUUGAAUACAAAUAAUUAAGGCUUGUUGGUUAUGUUUUUUAAUGAAGAAAGAUUCAGAACUAAAUGCUUUUGUCAUAUACUCGGUAAUUGUUAAACAAUGUAAUCCCCGAAAGGUUUUUAAUAAGCGAGGAUUAUUUAACUGGGUACAUGUAUUCUGUAAACACUCGUGUAAGUACAGUACAUAUAGACAGAAGUUUAAUUUAAAUAUUCUUUAUAAAAACAUCAGACCUUAGUAUAAUUUAUAAUUAUAUGGGGUUAAUGCAGCAGAUUUUUUACUGUUUUAAGUUUCUCUCGCAACAUGUGUCAUAGUACAGUAGUGUCCGUACUAUAGUACAGUAGUUCUUUGUUUGAUUUGUGUAAUGUUUUAGCUUUUUGUCAGUUUUAUGACUUACAAUUAUCAUAAAUUGCUGAAUCCAUGAAUUAUAGACAAGAAACAUCAAAUAUGGAAGUUUCAGAUAAGUUGCUGGAAGGAAAAUUUUUAAGUAGAACAUUGUAGAUGUGUACAAUAUACUGUAGUACUGUAGAUGUGGUUGGUAGUCUAUUGUUGAAAUAAAACUGUAAAAAAUCCAAGGAGCAUAACAUUUUUAUGUACUGUAAGUUCUUUUAAAUAAUCCAUCUAAAUUAUGCACAAAUAAUUUUAAGUUAUUGACUGGGAUGUACCAUCAGUGAAUAUCAAAAUAAGCAACACUGAAGCUGAUGGUUAUUAACCUUAUGGAACAACCAAAACUUUCUUAUGUUUGUAUAUUUGAAAACUCUUGAAAUAAUAUUGUUGUUGAUAUUAUUUGAAGAAUUGUUCACCAAACUUAAGAGUGACUUUGGUAAGUAGUUAGUGUUGCUUCAGUUUGUUCACAACUUCUUUUCUCUUUUAAAUUUGCUUUGGUUUAAAUACUUGGGUACAGUAUUGGAAGCCGUAUUUUAGUUUUUUAGUAAUAUGUAUCGUGAAUAAUAUAUAAUAACAUGGAUAGAUAGUGUUCUCCCAGUGAAUCCUGUGACAAUAUUGAUGUUGCACACAAGUUAGUUAGAUCUGCACUCAAAUCCCUCCAGUCAGUGCUUUAGACAAUUGUUUUGUCUUUCAAAAGAAUUCCUAUUAGAUAAAUGUAAGCAAGUUAUCAAGAACAAAGAAAACAAAAUUCCAGUUGGGUUCUGUGGUAUACAACAUGUAGUCUUUCAGUGACACAAGUGCAUAAUGUAAUUAUUAUUAUUAUGUCUUGAGGAGUCAUUGAAGGCCUCUUUGAUGCCACUGAAAGUACAAGGUAUUCAAUCACAGAAUUUGCUUUCACACCCAAAACAGUGAUUGGUGAACUUAAGACUCUGAAUGACCAGUUAAUACUGCUUGUUGGUAGUAUUAUCUGCCCUUUAGCCUUGGUAUAUAAUCAUUUUUAAAGCUUAAUAAUUUAUGGAAUACAACUAUGAACUGAAACCAUGUCACUUUUUUUUAAUACAUACUAUACAAUGGGUGUAGAAUUCAGGUUCUCAUGUCAUGUGGAACUCGUUUUAAAGGAUUUUUCAAGGUGAUUACACUCGAGUUUAAAUUAAAGUCAGAGGGAACAAAUCUUUGUUGUAGCUCGUUAACACGGCUCGGCUACUGGAAGUCACGUAGUAAACGCCUGUGAGUUGUCUCACACUCCCCAAUGCUGCUAUGGUGUAAAUCUCUUACUGUGAAUAAAUUGCUUUUUUUGGUGCUGUAUUCAAUUGUUUUAGUUUUGUUAUUAAAAUUUUAUCUGAGUACAUUCCAUAUUUAUAUUGGUGUUAUGGUUGUGUGGAGGAAUUAAUGUAAUGUCAGGUAAAAUAAAGCAUUUUAGUUUUGUAGGGA